Amoebophrya sp. A25 is the source of this 3617-nucleotide messenger RNA. The record is from the annotation of a GenBank genome assembly. Lineage: Eukaryota; Dinophyceae; Syndiniales; Amoebophryaceae.
UGUCAAUGACUAUGGAUCGCAACACGAAUCUUUUUUAUCAUCUUGCCGAACGCGUUAGCAUUACUUAUGGCCGAUUGAUAAGUGACACUGAGCAUAAAGAUUCCGAUGAUUAUGAACUACAGUUGAAAAUCAUGGGCGUCGCACUUUCACCUUAUGCCUCGACGGGGGCCGAGCCGCUUUUACGCCAAGCGGUCGCUCCACCAGUGGUUAUACUUCUACUUAUUUGCUACGUUCUUUGUUCUCUCUUUCGGCGGUAUCUGCACGAGAGCUGGGUACUGUUGCGCAGAAGCAACUACGUGAAGUGGAAGGCGUUUGACUUCUUCCAAGAGAUUCUCUAUUUUCGGCCGUUCGCUAGUCUCGACACGAUUUUUUCGCUCGAUGGCUGCGAUGCAGCGACAUUGUCGAGACGAAAGAUCGGGUACGAAAAGCUGGAGAAGGCUUUGGAACAGUGGUCGGUGUACCACUGCAAGAAUGAGCAGCUCGUUGACUGCAGAUUCAAGAAGGUCAAGGUUCUCUUUCCGCUAUUGAAGGAGUUGGAGCGGCCUUACCCCAACCGGGUGGAGUCGGUCGAUGACGAUGGGUGCACAGUCACCGUCUCCGCUGGAGGUCAGGACGAGGGCAUCAAGCAGACGGCGAAGAUGCUGUAUCUCAGUCUAGACGCGGUUCGUGUUUUCGACCGCGAAUUCUACGAGAAGCUCCACCAGGAGGCGGCCGCGCAGCUAGCAAGUUCUCCGGUCAGUGCCUUGUCGCUGACGCAGAACGCCGAGAUGGAAAAGAACAUGUCUCUCCUGGCGAGGCUAACUGGAAUGCAGAAGUUUCGCUACUCUUUGAGCGGGAGCGAAGCCGUCGACGCUUGCGUGAAGGACGUGCGGUUGAGUACGGGCAAGAAGUACAUAGUAAGGUUCCAAGCUGCGUACCACGGACACACGAGUGGCGUGGACUCGCUCUCUGCUCUCGGGGAGAAUCACAAAUUCAUCUACUUGAAGGAGAUGGAGGAGGCCAGCCUCCUCUUUUUAGAGGAGUACCAUUACCUCAUUGCCGGCGUGAUCAUAAAUCCGAUGAUGUUUUUCACGGGGCCUAAUGCAAUGUCACCACCAGGAGAGAAGAUGACCAUCGGCAGACGCGAUCGAAAGCUCCCGUCAAAGCAGGAGUACGCAAGAUGGCUCCACAGUCUAAAUGACAAAUGCCGCUACUGGUACUUACUAGGUUCAUAGGCAUCAUCAACAUGUUUGCACUUCAUGUUGCCAUUCCAACAUUUUGCGCACGCAUUUCCGACUUGAUUCGUAGAAGAAAACGACUUUCACUUUCUGCUUCACUUACGACGAAAGUAUAAUCGAUCUAUUACCAAUUAUCACAUCAUCCUCUACGCGCAUACGAACAUCACCAUUUAUUUCUGCUCAGCACGAAGUAUUUGACACCUUUGGCUUUCGUGCUUGACGAUGUUUAUUUCGGAUUCCGAGUGCCGGAAUUGUUUAGCUUUCAAUUUUUCCGGCACCCCGAAAGCGAAAAGCCGCUGGACCCAGAUCAGAUCGUUCUCGGCAAAGGCGUGGCAGGUGGUUUGCCUCUCUCUGUGGUGUGCGGUAAGCGGGCAUUCGCGAUGAACUACGAUCCCGACUACUUGUUGAAGUUGAACAAGGUGGUUGGUACCCUUUCUGCGUAUGCAGCUGGCGUGAUUGCUUCAAAUAUCUUUUUGGAGAAGUUCGUCGUCGAUACCGCUGCGGGCGCCUUAUCACCGAGUGCCAGCACGAGCGCCUCUGAAACGGAAGGAACGACUAACAGCAGUGAUGCGUCUCCCGUUAGAGUGGCUAAGGUGGAGGAGAAUAUCCGGAACUCUCUGGGGAUCGAGGAGACAGCGCGCCCCGAAAUAGUACGAACAGAAGCGACUGAGGCACUCCGGCGUGCAAACGGGAUAUUUGAUGAUUUUUCAGGGAAUGUAAACGUUUCGUUUCGCCAACAAUCGCUCCCGCUUCGGCUGAGGAACCAUGGGAACACCUUCACUGUCGACUUCCUCAACAACUCGCUCUACAAUAGCAUGUACGUCCAGCACUUGAUAGCCGAGGGAGUUUUUGUAACCAAUCAGGCAACAGGGAAGUUUAACCUCUUGAUGGAUUGGACGAAGUUAGAGCACGAGGACAAGUUUUUGCAGUUGCUUAACGCUUUUGUAUCUGCCGGUAGGCGGAUGGAGGAGGGCGGGUUCUUCGUGGAAAAGAGAAAGAUGCGCUGGGGCUUCCUGGGUUGCAAAUUCUUAGGUUCGUAUCUGAGGAUCUGUUACGACCAAAUAAUGGAGGACAAGCGGAUAGAUAUUGAGGUACUAAUGAUUUGUCGCUGACAGUUUGGCUUUGGUAAAACGAUGGAUUGUCAGAGACGUGGCUAUGAUGAUGCUACCUCCUUUGCUCCUAAGCUUUCUAGAGCAUGGGCACAAAGCCUCUUAACAGAGUAUGGUCAAACGAAGUCCAUAAUUCGUUCCAUCUCAGCCUUACGUAAGAUUUUAUUCUGCAUGCACCAGGUAUCCCAUAACCAUCCGGUGAACAAGUUUACACACUUCUGGAGCUCCGUGUUUAUGAUUCUGUUUGCGUACACUUACAUCGGCUGGUUUGGUUGGUACAUGGAAGGCUUCGUCGUUUUUCUCAUCACCCAUGUAUUGCGACAGGCAGGGCACUUCUUCUACGAGAAGCAGGAUCGCAACUACGAGAAACUGAAAUUUGGCCAUAAAGAUGGGUCCAAGAAGAUGGCUGCGGUCGGGAUCGGGCUCGCAAUCUACGUUUUCCUCAAUCUGCGCUCCAUUGUUGUGAGCACGAACACGUACUUAGCAACCUGCGCCAAGUUUGUGUGGCUGUAUCGUUUUGCUUUCCUGCCCGUCAUGAUGGAAACGCUUGGCUACUGGGGAGGCGUAGCGGCAACGCCGACAGUGUAUGCGGAUUUGGACAAGCGAGUGCGCCAGCCUACGAACCACAGCAGUGAGCAACAAUUAAGGGCAGCAUUUUCCACCUUCUGAGUGCCUUUGUUGUAUAGUAUACCACAUCAACUCAAUAAUACUAGUAUCAUUUACUUUAGAAAGUAUCAUUUACUUUAGAAAGUAGGUGAAAGAAGAUCAAUCCCUGGGUGGAGUUCAUGAAAAGAAACAAGCUUGCAACUCUCGUGCUUUUCGUAGAUGAGGUGGAUGGAAACACAUGUGCAAAAUGCACGUAGUACCAUUACGCAGACAAAUUUUUGUGAUUGUUAAUUGACGACUUUAUCUAGGCAAGGACAACAAGACAAUCUUCUUCUUCGUCUGCUUCGUUCCAGCUCUAAUAAAACACUUCAGUUUCGUGAACCUGACCGAUGAACAGUUCGUGGUGAUAUCUGGGCUUUUUACGAUUGUACCGCACUUUGCUGACAUUGUGCAUGAAUUCGGUUGGGUCCGUGGAUGGGAGUGGUUCUUGAAGAUUUUGACGGAUCCGUUCACGGAUCUUUUAGACUUCUAUCAACACUGGAUCAUCCAUCCGCGAGAAUUCUUGGAUUUGAAAAAGCAGUUCGGGGUUUACGAGUUAGAUUACGAAACGAAGGCAGUCAAGGAUGUGGAGGAGCAACAUCAACAAGUUGAUGCAGUAAAGAACAUCGCGAAGAAGCUAAACUAA